Molecule: messenger RNA, 3460 nt
Organism: Lates calcarifer (barramundi perch)
Lineage: Eukaryota; Metazoa; Chordata; Actinopteri; Centropomidae
Gene: vrtn
Product: vertebrae development associated
Biological process (GO): regulation of transcription by RNA polymerase II
Cellular component (GO): chromatin
Source: RefSeq, a predicted model, not a curated record
GCGUUGCGGUUAAUUCUAAUUAUUAAAUCAAAAUACGCGUCUUAUGUUCUGUUAAGUUAAGGGGCCUAAACUUCGAAAGUUCAAAAAUUACAGAAAUGUGCAAAUCAAUUAGUGAGAAACAACACAACAUUUGAUGCGGCACAAAGUAGGCCGUGCCGUUGAAGCUCUCAUCAGAUCUGCAGGUAUGAUUCAGAGGAACGAGGUUGUGCUGUCUGUUUUGGGAGAGCUCCAGGAGGCAACGGAGAGCUCUGGCCUGGACGCUCUGACCAGAGUGGCACUGGAAGUGGACCAGGUCCUUGCUCCCUUCCAGCUCCCCGGGACUCCCUGUCAGGAUUUUCCAGAGUGGGCAGGCGUGGAUGACACAGCUCACGGCCUGUACCCGGCUGAUGCACCUGGAGGCCUCUUGCCUCUAAAGUGCAAGGGAGAGGGGAACUUACUGUUUGAUGCAGUUAGCAUGCUGUUGAUGGGCAACACAGGACUUAGCUUGGAGCUACAGGUGCGGACUGUAGUGGAGAUGGUGCUGUGGAAGCGAUAUUACCUGUCUGGGAUGAUUGAUUCUAAAAUGAUGCUCCAAGCAGUUCGCUUCAGUCUCUGUGCUGAAGAGUCUGAGGACAUGUUAAACCUGCCUGUCACAGUCUUGGAGGCCAUCUUUGAUGCAGACGUCAAAGCUUCCUGCUUUCCAGGCUCCUACGCCAACAUGUGGCACGUUUACGCCCUAUCGUCAGUCCUUCAGUUUAAUAUCUACUCCAUCUACCCCAUGUUCAACCUCAAGAUCCGACCCUAUUUUAACCGAGUCAUACGUCCAAGGACCUGGCCCAAAGACUCAGAACCGCUAACCCUCCACAUCAUGUGGUCUGGAGAACUGCAGUCUGAGGCCUUGUUCAGGCCGAAAAAUUUCGUCGCACUAGCCCAUACCAGAGACCUCACUCUUGGAAGUCCCGACAGUGAGCAGAGGGCGUCGCCCACUAAGAGUGAGGAGCUGCUAAACCAGGACUCGCAACUGUCUUACCCAAGUUUGAAGGACAAGUACAACAUCACCAAGAGGACCUUCUACCGCUGGAAGAGGCAGACACAGGAACACUGCAAAAAGUCUGCAGCCAGGUAUGAGGCAAAAUAUUUCCUGCAGGCUUGCUACUUGGAGGGAAAACUCAUCCCUCUGCACCAGUUUAAGGAGUUUUUCCCUGAGAUCUCAAGGUCAUCCUACUAUAAUUGGAAGCACGAGCUUCUGAAAUCUGGAGGAAACUUCUCUACCUCAUCUUCAACUGGAGAGAUCAGUCCUGGAGAGAGCACAGAGCAGGAGGCCUGGUCUUCACCUGAAGCAAAACAAGAUGAGCCAGACCACCACGACAGUGUGGCCAGUAUGUUUGGCCUCAGCCUCGGCAAGCUGGAUCUAGACCGUGCCCAGAAUGUGGCGCAUAUGCAGGAAGCUAAGCGCUGUCUGCAGAGUUGCAUUGCCAUGAAUGCCUCCCUCCCCUUCAGAGUGUUCAAAAGAAAUUUCCCAGGGAUCUCCAGAUCAACCUACUACAACUGGAGGAGAGAGGCCAUGUUGUUCAACAGAGGUUACAAAGGCAGUGUCGGCAGCAGUGAGGACAGCUCAGAUGCUGACAAGAGCCAGAGUCCGAAAAGUCUGUCACCAGUCCUGCCUAACAUCAACCAGCCUGUCAUGCCCAGAAUGAGGAUCUGCAGGCGAAAGCACAGAAGUUUCAGGCUGGCAUACAUGAGUAAAAAACAGCUGAGAGAUGCUGCAAAGCUGCAUGUCCAGAAAUCAAAGUGGUCCCUGACAAAGUUCAAGCUCAAAUUCCCGUCCAUGUCCCCUUGUUUCUACUGGCUGUGGCGCAGCAGGCAGAACCACAAGAAAAAAGCAGCUGCUGUGUCACAGAGUGUCGCUGCCCUCCCCAGGAGUCUGGAAAGUGCAGUGACAGAAAACAAGAUUAUGGAGAGGAGGAUGGAGAGUCCGUCUAUGCUCCCAUAUGUUGAGAGCCCUAAGUAUUUAGAAAGCUCCACCAUGCCCUCUUUUGAUGCCCCACAUUCAAAGCACACCCUUCACAGCAAGGCACCAAUAGAUGAGCAGAUGUUUGCGAUGGAUGUCGUAGCUCUGGCCAACUUCAAGGCCAAGGCCAAGCUUUUCCUGCAGCAACGCUUUGAGGAAAAAUCCUUCCCUACUUUUAAAGAAUUCAGGUCUUACUUCCCCUUCACCCCACGCUCAACGUACUACAUGUGGAAGCGAGCUUUGCACCAUGGGGUGUCACUGGUUCAUGGAUAAAUGCGCAAAGCUUUCAUCCUGUAAAGAAUGGGCUUUCUGGAGCAAAAUAAAAGCUCUAUUGAAGAACUUCUUGAUCCCAAAAACUUCUGAUUCACCUUUCUGCAUUUUGUUGUAAACAUACUACCUUUACACUGUUGCCUUCCUGUUUACAUGCUCUAAAAGAUCGUUGAGUAUACUGGCUUUGCAGCUAAAGGUAUUGUGUCCUUCCUCUGCCCCACCACCGCAGCUCAUUCCUCCCUCCUGGACAUUUGCACGUGUGUGAAAAGAAACUGAGUCAUGGGUCCAUUUAAACCCUUCAUGUUGCCCUCCAGGCAAAAGGCAGUUCAAAGCUGUUGUUUCGUGGCAUUUUGUUUGAAGCUAUUUCUUCUCCAGUGUUUUUUAAUCCUUGCUAAACAUUGUACUUGGGGCCCUUUAUUUUUUCAAUUUUCAUUGUAGUAUGAUUUGUUGAUGCUUAAAUGUAUGCUUUUUUUGUUGAUGCAUGUAAUAUUGAUCUGGAUUCUUGGCAGUUUAGAAGGUUUUUAUUAAAUCUUUAAAUGUACAGAGCAGCUAGUAUUGGUUUUUCCAAGAUGACCUCUUGUUCAGACAUCCUCUGUAAACAGGGUUCCAGUCCUUUUUUCAUAUUUCUGCUUUUUAUUAUUGAAUGUACACCUCAGGGUUUCACUUGGUGCACUGAUGGUUUAGGUGGCUGUAUCAAGGUUUUGGCAUUUUAAAAUGGCUCCUUUUUCUGGUAAUCAACAUUAUAAACUGUGAGUUUUCACUAUAUUUGCACUAAAAUAGUUCCCAUUACACUGUUGAAUGUAUUUUCUUAACCAUUAAGCACACUGGUUAAGUUCCUACAACUCUAUUUUUGAGAAAUAACUUGAAAACUGAAUAUAAAUGAAGAUAUUUUAUUUUUUGUACACUCAUUUCAAAACUACCUAUUUCCCUGAAAUACUGGGGCUGUGUUUAUAAGCUACUUUUUUCUACUAUUCUGUUGUAAAUGAAUUUCUAGUUCACUUCUCUGCACACAGACAGAUGUGUUUUGCCACUGUAAUACCUCUGAAGCAUAGAUUUCAAUUUACACUUGUACUUUAUGUAUUUAUUUUUCUCAUUCAUCCCAUGUCCAAAACUGGUACUGUGAUACUGGCAGCCUGCAAUUAUGUUCAGUCAGUGGGUGAGGCAGUCUGUACUGGCUGUGUAUCAAUAAACUAUUGAUCA